AUGGAAUGGAUGAUUUACGAUUCCCGGAAAAUGUUCAACGAUGCGACAGUUAACCGAUUAGUUGAAAAUGACUUCCGAAUGAUCCCAACCAUCCCAACGCUGUCCAAGUCCUCGACAGUUUCUUCGCCCCCGGUAUUUCCCACUGCCAUACGUGUUUUCGCAAACCAUAGUCAAAGCGUUGCAUCACAACAAAUUGGUCGUAUUGAAAUUAUGGAACAUUGGAUUAAUUCCUGGUUUCUGUUUCGGAAUACGGACUUGCUGAUAUGUCGCUGGAUUCCCGGAUUUUACUCCUUGUUCACCAUGUGCCAUGCUGACUUAUUUGAAAAUCUUCCGACUGUUUUGAAUUUGUGUUUGAACCGGAAUUCCGUUAUGAAUGCUAUUAAUUAA
Cercopithifilaria johnstoni is the source of this 387-nucleotide messenger RNA. NCBI's taxonomy places the organism in Eukaryota, Metazoa, Nematoda, Chromadorea, Rhabditida, Onchocercidae. The record is from the annotation of a GenBank genome assembly.